This is a messenger RNA of Aureobasidium uvarum, 1551 nucleotides long. The record is from the annotation of a GenBank genome assembly. Lineage: Eukaryota; Fungi; Ascomycota; Dothideomycetes; Dothideales; Saccotheciaceae.
AUGGGAUCUCCCCAUAGCGGUGGCGAUCUCUCGUUGCCCGGUAUGCCUACUGAGGUUCUCUCGAUCAUCAUCAAUCUAGCCGGUCCUGAGACCCUCCCAGCACUUCGACUCACAGAUAAACGUCUCUGCGCAGUCUCGAACAGACCGUUCGCAAUCCAGUAUAUCUCAAAGCGUAGGCACGUCCAGUCUACGCACAGCAUAGAUGCCCUCAUCGAGAUCACAGCCCAUCCUUUCUUCGGCAAGUUCGUCCGAACAGUCAUGGUCAGCGGUUAUCGGCCAGAACCACCGAAGCGGUGGAAAAGUUCUAAGAAAUGUCCUGGCUGUGGUCAACCUCAAAGCCAAUCCUACUGUACCAGUCCUGCCGUUCACAAUCUUACAUUGAGCCAGGUGCAACUUGCGGAGAAGCUUGGAGAGGUGUUCUCCAAUGUCGAGCGCAGCUCAACUCCAGUAACCAUCGGAGUCUGCGACUAUCGGAGACAUUGCUUUGGCUCUUCCGGCUACAUGAAGUUCGAGAAGUGCAGCGAAUGGGCGGAAGGCGAACUCAACGAUAAGAGGUUCCUCGCUGUCUUGCGUCUCAGCAUGCGCCGAGUAGACCCAUCGUAUCAUAUUAUCAGGACUUUCAAAGCAAUCCUCCAAGCGGCCCAGGUGUCUGGAUGCGAGAUUGAGGGUAUCAAUUAUGACCUCUGUGAUGGUCGUAUGCCACGAAUCGAUAGCAUUGCCCAUCGAAAGGAGAUUCUCAGCUUCUGGAGCCGUUCUGCCGAUCGGCUGGCUCAAAUGCCGAUCUUCGAGUUGAGCGUCCGACCGGAAUUUCCAGGAAAUCCUCAGACCCAUUUGAAGUACGAUCGCAAUAGAAGUCGGCUUGACCUAUCCGGAUACAGCUUCGAAUGGACUAGUGGCGACGACACAAUCCCCAGCACGCUGGCCGUGCUCGUUGGACUCUCAACCUAUCCAAUUGUCUCGGUCAAGCUUCAAGGUUGCAUCUUCAAUAGACUGGACCUCUUGUGGAUAUUCCAGAGCCCCACACUCAGAAGGCUUACGCUGCGUAGUGUGGCUCUGUACACAGGAUGGUUUAAUACCAACUUCUGGAGCAGCCUCCUAGAUAGACUCUCUCGCGUGAAACACUUGAAGCACCUUGAGCUCUUCCAUGCCCGUUAUAUGUUCUUCCCUCAGGGAGGACACUCUAUGCAACUUCAGUCCGCAACUGAGUGGUACGAACUCAACAACGAGUUACAGUGGAGUGAGUCUUGGUUCACCUUGGCACCUUCGGGAGAUGUGGAUGAGGGCAUAAUCUUGACGGACCAAACAAGCAUCUCUGUUCAACUCAAGGCAUUGGCAGACCAAGUGGCACAAACGGAGGUCGACAAGGUUGCCGAGAUCAAAAGAGACGGGUUCGUUCGCACCAACAUUGUUGGCAUUUGUCAUAAUGUCCAACCAGACACGAAUUUCAUGUCUACCGGGGAGGAUCGUGACGAGGUGCAAGAUGGCGAGAGCGGUCAGACAAGUGACGCUCAAGACGAACCCAGAGCAAACGACAAUCAUCACGAGCCCGAA